UCUUUCCCUUAGUUCUCUUCCUUGAAACCAAAACAGGAUUCCCUUUCCUCCCACUCUGAAGAAGGAGAUGGAGAAGGCAGUCAGAACUCCAGGGGAUGGGUCACCUCCCCCCCAUUAGGAAUAGAAAUUAAAAUGUGUGAAAUGUGGACUAUGUUCAUUGAAUGAGCACACAUAGUUCACAUCAACGACCUCCAACAGGGGAGAAACCAUUUAAAGGUAUGGAGUGUGGGAAACGUUUCACUGAUAGUGGAAACCUUAGAACACAUCAACGGACUCACACAGGGGAGAAACCAUUUAAAUGCCUGGAGUGCGGAAAGACCUUUACUGGUAAUGGAAACCUUAGAAGACAUCAACGGACUCACACAGGGGAGAAACCAUAUAAAUGCCUGGAGUGCGGAAUGUGCUUCAGUGAGAAUGGAGACCUUAAAUUACACCAGCGGAUUCACACAGGGGAGAAACCAUAUAAAUGUAUAGAGUGCGGAAUGAGCUUCAGUCAGAAUGGAAGCCUUAGAAGACAUCAACGGACUCACACAGGGGAGAAACCAUAUAAAUGUAUAGAGUGCGGAAUGAGCUUUAGUGAGAAUGGAAGCCUUAGAAGACAUCAACGGACUCACACAGGGGAGAAACCAUUUAAAUGCCUGGAGUGCGGAAAGACCUUUACUGGUAAUGGAAACCUUAGAACACAUCAACGGACUCACACAGGGGAGAAACCAUUUAAAUGCCUGGAGUGCGGAAAGUGCUUCAGUCGUAAUGGAGACCUUAAAUUACACCAGUGGAUUCACACAGGGGUGAAACCAUAUAAAUGUAUAGAGUGCGGAAUGAGCUUCGGUGAUAAUGGAAGCCUUAGAACACAUCAACGGACUCACACAGGGGAGAAACCAUAUAAAUGUAUAGAGUGCGGAAUGAGCUUUAGUGCUAAUGGAAGCCUUAGAAGACAUCAAUGGACUCACACAGGGGAGAAACCAUAUAAAUGUAUAGAGUGUGGAAAGAGCUUUAGUGAUAAUGGAAGCCUUAGAAGACAUCAACGGACUCACACAGGGGAGAAACCAUAUAAAUGUAUAGAGUGUGGAAAGAGCUUUAGUGAUAAUAGAAACCUUAGAGGACAUCAACGGACUCACACAGGGGAGAAACCAUUUAAAUGCCUGGAGUGUGGAAAGUGCUUCAGUAGUAAUGGAUACUUUAAAUUACACCAGCGGACUCACACAGGGGAGAAACCAUAUAAAUGUAUAGAGUGCGGAAUGAGCUUUAGUGAUAAUGGAAGCCUUAGAACACAUCAACGGACUCACACAGGGGAGAAACCAUAUAAAUGUAUAGAGUGCGGAAUGAGCUUUAGUGAUAAUGGAAGCCUUAGAAGACAUCAACGGACUCACACAGGGGAGAAACCAUAUAAAUGUAUAGAGUGCGGAAUGAGCUUUAGUGAUAAUGGAAGCCUUAGAACACAUCAACGGACUCACACAGGGGAGAAACCAUAUAAAUGUAUAGAGUGCGGAAUGAGCUUUAGUGAUAAUGGAAGCCUUAGAAGACAUCAACGGACUCACACAGGGGAGAAACCAUAUAAAUGUAUAGAGUGUGGAAAGAGCUUUAGUGUUAAUGGAAGCCUUAGAAGACAUCAACGGACUCACACAGGGGAGAAACCAUAUAAAUGUAUAGAGUGCGGAAUGAGCUUUAGUGAUAAUGGAAACCUUAGAACACAUCAACGGACUCACACAGGGGAGAAGCCAUUUAAAUGCAUGGAGUGUGAAAAGAGCUUCAGUCACAGUGGAACCCUUAGAAGACAUCAGCAGACACACAGCGGAGAAACCAUUUAAAUGUAUGCACUGUGGAAGGAGCUUCCGUCAGAGUGGAACCCUUGAUUUAUGUCAACAAACUCACACAAAACACAAACCUUAU
Molecule: messenger RNA, 1890 nt
Organism: Podarcis raffonei (Aeolian wall lizard)
Lineage: Eukaryota; Metazoa; Chordata; Lepidosauria; Squamata; Lacertidae
Product: zinc finger protein 160-like
Exons: 1
Coding region: 162-1808 (548 amino acids)
Source: RefSeq, a predicted model, not a curated record